Molecule: messenger RNA, 2999 nt
Organism: Megalobrama amblycephala (Wuchang bream)
Lineage: Eukaryota; Metazoa; Chordata; Actinopteri; Cypriniformes; Xenocyprididae
Product: serine/threonine-protein phosphatase PP1-beta catalytic subunit-like
Exons: 8
Coding region: 139-1122 (327 amino acids)
Biological process (GO): circadian regulation of gene expression; regulation of circadian rhythm
Cellular component (GO): cytoplasm; nucleus
Molecular function (GO): protein serine/threonine phosphatase activity
Source: RefSeq, a predicted model, not a curated record
AAAUAAUUUCACGACUGCAAUAUUGUGAUAGACCUAAUUGAGUCGAGGAGUCGAUUCCAUCAACUCCUACGGCAGGAGUCGGAGUCGACUCUGAAACAGCUGAUCGAACACCUCAUUCGCGGGAAUGACUGCAGGAAAAUGGCGGAGGGGGAUCUGAACGUGGACAGCAUCAUCUCCAGACUGCUGGAAGUGCGAGGAUGUCGUCCUGGGAAGGUGGUGCAGAUGACGGAGGCGGAGGUGCGAGGGCUGUGCAUCAAAUCCCGUGAGAUCUUCCUCAGUCAGCCCAUCCUGCUGGAGCUGGAGGCGCCGCUCAAGAUCUGCGGUGACAUCCACGGUCAGUACACAGACCUGCUGCGGCUCUUCGAGUACGGCGGUUUCCCUCCGGAAGCCAACUAUCUGUUCCUGGGAGACUAUGUGGACCGAGGGAAGCAGUCGCUGGAGACCAUCUGCCUCCUGCUUGCGUACAAGAUCAAAUACCCCGAGAACUUCUUCCUGCUCCGCGGAAACCACGAAUGUGCCUCCAUCAACCGCAUCUAUGGGUUUUAUGACGAGUGUAAGCGCAGGUUUAAUAUCAAACUUUGGAAGACUUUUACCGACUGCUUCAACUGUCUGCCCAUCGCCGCCAUUAUCGACGAGAAGAUCUUUUGCUGUCAUGGAGGCCUCUCUCCAGACCUGCAGUCCAUGGAGCAGAUCCGGCGCAUCAUGAGGCCGACUGACGUGCCCGACACAGGCCUGCUGUGUGACCUGCUGUGGUCAGACCCGGAUAAAGACGUCCAGGGCUGGGGUGAGAACGACAGGGGCGUGUCCUUCACGUUUGGAGCCGACGUGGUCAGCAAGUUCCUCAACCGUCAUGACCUGGACCUCAUCUGCAGAGCUCACCAGGUGGUUGAAGACGGAUAUGAGUUCUUUGCUAAGCGGCAGCUAGUGACGCUGUUCUCGGCACCCAACUACUGCGGCGAGUUUGAUAACGCUGGCGGCAUGAUGAGUGUGGAUGAGUCCCUCAUGUGCUCUUUCCAGAUCCUGAAGCCCUCUGAGAAGAAGGCGAAGUACCAGUAUGGAGGGGUGAGUUCAGGGCGGCCCGUCACCCCGCCGCGCACAGCUCCGGCCCCUAAGAAGAGGUGAGGCGUGGGACGUCCUCCCAGAAGCCCCUGCACACGUCCAGCUGUUCUCUCUCUCACACACACAUUGUCGCCGCUCGUCGCUCUUGAUUUGCUUGUUUUGUAGGCGUUUCUGUUAAUUAUUGAUAUUAUCUGGCUGUGUGUUUUCCAGUACUUUCAUAUAUUGCACAAUCUGGACUGUGCUUCAGAGACAAAUAUGACGUGUGUGUGUGUCUGGAGAUUGUGAGGGGUGUGAAUGUUACCUGUUUCCUGUACAUAUCCUUUCAUCGGAGGCACACUGGGACAUUCCCACCUGAAGUCACUUUUAUUCUUGAACAACAGUGUUGUGUCGCCCAUCAGGCAGAUCUCAUCAGACUUUCUGCUAAUAAUUAAAAUGAAUAUAACCGCAGCGAAAUAAUUUACACACUUUACACUUGUGUGAAUGUGAUUCAUCAGAUCGAGUGUCUGUAUCUGCAGGAUCUUCACUUACAUCACAUUUCUUCAUGAUGUUUGAAGAGUCAGCUGGUGUUUUGGUGUUUUUAGUGGAUGUAUGAAGUCAGUUCUGCUCAAGUUCACUCAGAUGUAGAGAAUCACAAUAACACAAUAACAACAACAUCAUCCACUAACUAACCACAAACACACUCACAACACUGUCCACAUCUAUUGAUUUAGCAGUUCAAACACAACACACAUUGUACAGUGUGUCUUUAUUUCCUGUCAGUGACACUGGCUUUAAUAUUUUGUAUCUAAUGUAACAACGUUCAUGAAUUUUUGGUUCACUUUUGGCACAAAAGCUCAGUAGUGUACAUUAAACACUACAGACUGAUUCAGUUGAAAUUGUUGGCAUGAUAAACCGUGUAUUUGAUCUGUUUUGCUGUGUAAUCCUGUGUGUGUUCAGAGUGUGUGAGGGUCAAACUGGACUCUGUGACAGCAGUAAUAUCUGUUAUUCUAUAGGAGUGUUUCCUGCAGUCUGCCUUCGGUUUGGGUUUAAGAGUCAUUGUCUGAUGUGCUCUCAGUUAUAAACGCCCUUUCUGCAAACUGAUACUAACCGUUUGCGAUCCACAUUAACUUGACAUGCUUCUGAAAGUAUUUUGUGUUAAAGCUUCUUUAAGGCUUUUAUUAGACUUUAUAGUGAAGUAAUAUUUACCUACAAUUUCAUGCAAACUCAAAGACAGCAAAUAUUUUUGACAUUUUCAAAAUGAGUUUUGAGAUUUGUUUCAAAUUCUUUUAACUCUUUCCCCGCCAGCGUGUUUUAAAAAAGUUGCCAGCUAGCACCAGCGUUUUUGAUCAUUUUCACAACACCCCAGAAUAUUUUGUCGCAUGAACAUGUAGUAUAUCAAAAGAAAGAACAGAGCAUCUGCUUUUAAAUAAAACGUUUUAUUCUAGCAUCAUGGAUUCUUUUUUAUCAACAAUGUAGUUGUUUAAUAAAAAGCAACAUAUUGAACAAAAAGCUGAGAAAAUGACUUUUUUUCAGUGUGCAUAAGCGAUGCUUUUAUCUCGUUUCUGCUUCUUCACCUGUGUUUUGAUCCAGAGAUUCAGAACUCUUUCAGAAAAUGCGUAAUAGCACCCCCUACUGUAUAACAGUGAACACACGGAAAGCUGGAAAAUUCCGUCAAUGGCGGGGAAAGAGUUAAUUGUAAUAAAUGGUAUUGUGCUGUUGAUUCUGUGAAGAGGACUGGAGAGCCGUCCGUCUCACUGGUACUUGCUUAGAUUUUAAUUUGAGCAAAUUAGAUGGAAACGGUCUUAAGAAAUGACCUGUGAAUAUUUUAUUGCAUCUUUUAACAAUUAUUUCAGUGACAAAUUUGCCACAGCAAGUGGCAGGGAAGCCAAAAAUUUUGUGGUGACAUUCCUGGUAUCUCAAAACAAAACUUAAAAAAAAUAAAACCAUGAAGUGUUUUGACA